CAGUGCUGCAGAUACUCUAAGCCCUCCAGAGCUAGAAUAUAGACAGUAAUCGCAUACAUGUCUGCUUUCAGGAGCUGGUUUCUUGUGCUGAUCAUCCUGUUCCAUUUGUCUCAAAGAAGUACAUCCUGUGGUAUUUCAACCCACAUAGAAAUAGCACACAGAGCACUGGAAUUUUUCAGCCAACAAGAUGGCGCUAUUAACUAUAAAAAGCUGUUAUUAGAACAUCAGGAUGCUUAUCAGGCUGGGAGUGUGUUUCCUGAUGCUUUUUAUCCUGACAUCUGCAAAGGAGGAAUUUUUCAUGAUGUAUCUGAAGAUACUCACUGGACUCCAUUUCUCAAUGCAAGCAUCCAUUACAUCCGACAAAAUUAUCCUCUUCCUUGGGAGAAGGAUACUGAGAAAUUGGUGGCUUUCCUGUUUGGCAUUAUGUCACACAUGGUGGCAGAUGUGAGCUGGCAUAGCCUGGGCAUUGAACAAGGAUUCUUGCAGACAAUGGGAGAAAUUGAUUUUCAUGGCUCUUACCAAGAUGCUCAUUCUGUUGGUGAUUUUGGAGGAGAUGUGUUGAGCCAUUUUGAACUUAAUUUAAAUUACCUCGGGCGGAAAUGGUAUAUACCUGUCAAAGACCUAAUGGGAAUCUACAAGCAGCUCUAUGGCAAGGAAGUCAUAACGAAAAAAGCAAUAAUUGACUGUUCAUAUCUUCAGUUCUUAGAAUUGUAUGGUGAGAUAUUGGUUCUUUCCAAGCUUUACCCAAAUUUUGCAAAAAAGUCCCCAUUUUUGGUGGAACAAUUACAAGAUUAUUUCCUUGGUGGACUAGAUGACAUGGCAUUCUGGUCCACUAAUAUGUUUCAUCUAACAAGCUACAUGUUACAGAAUGGGACCAGUGACUGUUCCCUACCUGAGAAUCCUCUGUUCAUGGCAUGUGGUCCCAAACAUAAUGGCAGCCUUGGAAUAAAACUGCAGAAAAAUAAAUGUCAUGCAAAUGUAAAUGUAUCCUUAGCUGAAAAUAGUAAAGGAAAUAUAAAUUACACAGAAAGAGGAGUCUUCUACAGUGUGGAUUCGUGGGCCCAAGAUUCGGUCUCCUUUUUGUAUUUGACUUUCACCAAGAAGUUAAGGAAAAUGUUUGCAAGUGAACAGCCUCACCAGCAUAAUUAUGUGUCCAGUCCCAUAGCAUCUUACUUUCUGUCACUUCCCUAUGUGAAGCUUGGAUGGUCAAUGACUUCAGCAGACCUCAACCAGGAUGGCCAUGAGGAUCUGGUGGUAGGAGCACCAGGUUAUAGCAGAUCAGGCCAUAUUCAGGUGGGACGAGUAUAUCUCAUCUACAGCAAUGCUAUAGGUUUGCCUCCCGUAGACUUGGAUUUGGACAAAGAAGCACAUGUAAUUCUAGAGGGCUUUCAGCCCUCAGGUCGUUUUGGGUCUUCCGUGGCAGUAUUGGAUUUCAACAAGGAUGGGCUGCCUGACCUAGCAGUGGGAGCCCCCUCGGUGGGAGCUGAGAAACUCACUUACAAUGGAGCAGUGUAUGUCUUUUUUGGUACCAGAAAAGGAAAAAUAUCUUCUAAACCAAAUGUCACCAUUUUGUGCAAGGACACAUAUUGUAACCUUGGCUGGACGCUUUUGGCAGCAGAUAUUAAUGGAGAUGGUGCUCCUGACCUGGUGGUUGGGUCACCCUAUGCACCCAGUGGAGGGAAGCAAAGGGGGAUUGUGGCUGCAUUCUAUUCGGAUUCCAAACAAAAUGUCAAAGAUCAACUGAAUGUUGAGGAAGCUAAUUGGAUGAUAAAGGGGAAAGAUGACUAUGGCUGGUUUGGAUAUUCAAUUCAUAGUCUCAGCUUAAAGAACAGAACCUUGUUAUUAGUUGGGAGUCCAACCUGGAAGAAUGUGAGUGGGUUAGACAGCGUGUUCUACAUCCGUGAUGAGAAACAAAGCAUUGGAAAGGUCUAUGGCUAUUACCCACCGAGUAGACAAAGUUGGUUUACAAUUUCUGGAGAUGAGGCAAUGGGAAAACUGGGCACCUCACUCUCAAGUGGCGUUGUGAAAGUCAAUGGAACCCUAAGACAAGUGCUGCUGGUUGGUGCCCCAACUCGUGACGACGUGUCCAAAAUGGCAUUCUUAUCCAUGACCCUGCACCAGGGAGGCAGCACAAGGGUAUAUGACUUGACAAAUGAGACAGGGCCCUCUCUGCUUAGCACCUUCAGUGGGGACAGGCAUUUCUCUCGCUUUGGAGGACUGGUGCACUUAAGUGACCUGGACAGUGAUGGAUUAGAUGAGAUCAUCAUAUCAGCCCCUCUGAGAACAGGGGACUUAACAGCUGGGCUUCUCGGUGGGGAGGAUGGCCGAGUUUACAUCUACAAUGGCAAGGAAGCUCCCCUUGGAGAUGUCACAAGUAAAUGCAAAUCCUGGAUCUCUCCUUGUCCUGAAGAAAAGGCCCAGCAUGUACUGAUUUCUCUAGAAGAAAAUUCAAGAUUCGGGAGCUCUCUGGUCACAGUGAAGUCAAAGACAAAGAAUCAAGUUGUUGUUGCUGCUGGGAGGAGCUCUAUGGGAGCCAGACUGGCUGGGACGCUUCACAUCUACAAUCUGGGAGUUGACUAGAGACCUCACUGUUUCCCUGCCCACCUCCUUCCUUUCUCAUGGAGAGGCCUCUGAAAUACGGAGAAAAUGACACUUCAAGUGGAGCCAUUUUGAGUAUCAUUUAGGUGGGGCUCCUGGGGAGGUAGAGAGAAGACAGGAAGUUAUCAGGAAAAUGGGAACCGUGAAACCUUCAAUUACAUGACUCGACCAUACUUCGAAGCAUCAGAAACUCCUCUUGCACACAUCCCCCUUUCCAAAUCUGAUUCCUUGUUUCCCCUCACAUCUGAUGUCUUCCUUUUCUUUUGAAUUUGUUGUUGAGGACUCUGGUUCAAAUCUGAGGUCUACCAUUAUCCUUACGUGACCGUGAGAAAAUUACUCUUCCUAGGCUUAUUUCCUCAUCUAUAAAAUGAGGGAGUUGGGCUAGGUGGCUACUAAGGUCUCUUCCAGAUCUAAAUCUAAUAGCUGAUGACAUCUUGCCAAACCUGUUUCCUCCUCCUACUUAUCAGUUUAGACAUUCCCUGUUUAUGAGAUGGUCUUCUUGUCCUUACCUAUUUGGCCAGCCUUGAAAAUCUGUUUCUUCUCUUAUGGAAGUUCAACUGAUAACUAAGGAGAGGGCAUAAAGAAAAAUUGGGAGAGUGGUAGAGAAAGGAAUUACAGGAUCUGAUAACCUCAAAAUCCCAAGACUUAAGUAAUGUGUGGCUAAUGAUAUUAGCAUGUAGAAGUUCAGUGAAUAAGCAACAAGAAAAAAAUCACUGGUUCAACUGUCAGAAAAAUUGAGCUCAGAUUCCCCCAUUUACUGACAUUUCUAAAUUCUUUUAGUAUGAAUUAUUUUAGUGUUUCAAUAGGUUUGUGAUCUCAUUAAUAUGGAUAUUCACUCCAACAAAGUAAGUGAUUAUCUAUUCAUGCCCUCCCAUCCAGGGCAACUCAUGAAUUCAAAAGAAUUCUUUUCAUUAAGAAUUGUUUUCCCCAAGGACACAUACAAGUGAAAAGCAAAUAUCAAAAACUGAAGAUAAUGAGGUUUCUCUGCAGAGAAUGCUGCAGAGCCAAGGAUGAGAUUAGACUAAGACCUCAAACUAUCAUCCUUUCAUUUCUCUCUUAGAAGCAUCUUAAAGUGGAUUGUUUAGACAAGAGUUGCCCCAGUAAUAAUGGAGAGACUGGGUGGGUGGUCAGCACCAUGAGCAGCCAGGCAGAGUAUAUGGAAAUAGCCUACAGUGAAGCUUGAAUCCAUAUGGGAUCAGGAUAGGACUGGAUGUUCCAGGUUCUCUUAAAGCAAACUGUAUUAUCUACCACAGACUGCAUUUAACUGCAAGUACUGAGAAAUCUUAAUACUCACUUUAAAAGUCAUGUAUGACAAUAACAAUAAAAGUAAACAUUGUCCAACACAGACUACUUAAAUGAUCAGCCCGAGGCAACUGGGAUGGGGGGAGGACAGAGAAAAUAACUUGGAAAAGGUGAUAUGCAUGAUGAUAGUACCAGUUGUUCUCUAUACUACCCAUGGAGGAGCUGUGCCCCUGGUGAGAUCAUCACAGAGGUAUUUUAGGUUCUCUAAACACUUCAAGCACAAGUCAUUAUAAAUAUGAGCAAUAUUUCCUACAUUUUCUAAUACCAAAAUUUAGGAUAAGAAGAGGUCUCAAGUAUAAUACAAUUUAAGAAUGAGGGUAGUAAAAGUGAAGAGACAAGUAAAAGGCAAAAAGGAAUUUGAUAACUCUAUAGCUACACCUAUGAAGAAUUUAAAGUGGUUUCUGACCUAGGUUGGGAGUCCUAGGGGAAAGGGGGGGUAAACUCUUUCCUGGAAGAGUAGUUGCCAACAAGAAACUCCAUGUUACCUACUCAGUAUAAAAACAAUAGAAACAAAAACUAAUACACAAAAGUCUACAGAUAUAAUUAUAACCCCUGGCACUUCACGAGAAUUCUUAAACAUUCCUUAAACUGCAUUACAAAUAAAAUAUUGCUGAAUAGACAAACUA
Molecule: messenger RNA, 4526 nt
Organism: Sarcophilus harrisii (Tasmanian devil)
Lineage: Eukaryota; Metazoa; Chordata; Mammalia; Dasyuromorphia; Dasyuridae
Gene: GPLD1
Product: glycosylphosphatidylinositol specific phospholipase D1
Exons: 25
Coding region: 58-2580 (840 amino acids)
Cellular component (GO): extracellular region; extracellular matrix
Molecular function (GO): GPI anchor phospholipase D activity
Source: RefSeq, a predicted model, not a curated record